ACCGGAGCACACGCUCUCCACGAGUAGCGUCAGUUCGCGAGGCCGAAAAUCUGUCUGAAGAUUAAUUCGUCACGCGACAUCAACGAGUUUCCUGAAUUCAAGUAACGAACGAUCAUCGAUCAUGCGGCUGCAAUUGGGAUAUCUGCUAUGUCUCUGUUCGGUUGUGGUGUUUCUUACGAGAGAAGGCACCUACGCUAUGCCGCAAAGAGCUGCAAAGACCAACGUAUCUCAGUCGUUAAAUCCCGUCACGGCUCAAUCUCAUUCUGACGACGAUGAAGAUUUCGUGCCUUAUCAAGGCGAGCGUUUCACCACAUUUGAUUGGAUGUUGUUUAAGAGUCUCAGCAAAACAAACCCAAGCAACGUAUUGAUCUCACCGAUUUCCAUCAAAUUGGCAUUGGUGCUCCUCUACGAGGGAGCGCAGGAGCAAACCGCUCAAGAACUUGCUAAUGUUAUGCAACUUCCAGUUAACUUAUUGGCCACUCGGGAGAGAUUUACCAAUAUCCUGAAAUCUCUGCAGACUCCGUCUCCAGCGUAUACCUUGAAUAUCGGAUCGCGCAUUUAUAUCGAUAAUAACGUACUCCUCAGACAACGAUACGCGGCGACGGUGAAGACCUUUUACAACACCAAUGUGUUCAGCACCGACAUGUUGGAUGUGCACGCCCUUGCGACCAAAGUUAAUUCUUGGAUCAAUAACAUCACGGAUGGACACAUUGAGAACAUGAUAAACGAUGAGAAAAGCCUGAAGGAUACGGUGAUGCUGAUCGCGAAUGGAAUGUUCUUCAAAGGUGCUUGGCGCCGCCAAUAUUUCGCGGCCGAGAAGACUCGCGUUUCCAAGUUUUACAUCAACGCUAACGAUCAUGUAAAUGUACCGUUCAUGCACAGUGUGGGUCGAUUUUACUGCGGCGAGUCCGCGAAGCUCGGCGCAAAGAUCCUCCGGAUCCCGUACGACGGUUCGAAAUUCGCCAUGUACAUCUUACUGCCGCACACGCUGACCGGUGUGGAUCACGUUUUGGACGAAAUCGAUCCGUUUACACUGGGGAGAGAGAUGUGGGCCAUGCAGGAUCUGCCGCUGAACAUUUGGAUCCCGAAAUUCAAGUUUGAGUUCACGAGCCACUUGGAAAGAACCUUGCGCGCGCUUGGUAUUCAUGACAUCUUCGACAACACUGCGUUGUUGACGGGUAUAGCGAAAACGAAACGGGGCGCCAAACACCUGCAGGUGUCCGACGUGCUACACAAGACCGGAAUAGAAGUGAAUGAAAACGGCACGAUUGCUUUCGCUGCCACUGAGAUACAGAUUGGAAACAAGAUAGAAGAAGGCACAUUCAACGCCAAUCAUCCGUUUGUAUUCUACAUCGAGGAUGAGACCACAGGUACUAUCCUUUUUGUCGGCGUAGUGCGGAAUCCACUGGACGCACCCGGGACAACGGCGCAAGUUGAAACAGAAUCACGAUUCGGUUCGCAGGACCACACGAACACGACCAGACCUGUCGUUCCUGUCGCGAUCAGCGCCGAGGAGCGAUACAACUUCUUCAACAUCGAUCUCCUGCAGAGGAUCAACGAGAAUAUCGAUGGAAACGUGAUACUGUCCCCGUCCAGCGCGAAGGUCGCCCUUAUGAGUCUGGUGGAAGGCACAGGUGGUCGGACACGUCAAGAGCUUCUGUCGGCCUUGAGGUUGCCGCCGGAAGAACAUGCAAUCAGAAGAACAGCUAGACUGACCCUCGCGCUUCUAAAGAACUCGCGAAAUGGCACGGAGAUCGACGUGGCGACUAGCUUAUGGACCAAUCCCAAUCUUUCAGCGUCCGAAUAUUACAAGACCGCCUUGCAACAGCAUUACGACACCAACGUGCAGCAGCUGAAUUUCGCGGAUGCAAACGGUGCGGCGCAGACAAUCAACAAUUGGGUUCGCGAAACCACACGGAACAAUAUCAAUACGAUCGUUCAACCUGGCACUCUCGACCCUGACACCCAGUUGCUGUUGACCUCGGCCUUGUACUUCAAAGGACGCUGGUUGAAAUCCUUCGACCGAGACUCCACGCAUAUGCGAUGCUUCUACGUGCCCCAGCACGGCUGCCGGAACGUCUCUAUGAUGGAGAACAACUCCAAGUAUCGGUACGCUUAUAUAGGCUCGCUCGACGCCGAAGUGGCGGAGCUCCCGUACUCGGACGGCAGAACGUCUAUGUUGAUAUUCCUUCCGGCUCAUGAACAGAGCGACCCGUACCUCCAGAUCCUUACCAAGGAUCUGUCGUACGUGCCGAUGAAAACGUUGCUGGCCAGUCUCAUGGAAACCGAGAUGUUGCUCUCCAUUCCGCGAUUCAGCAUCGAAAGCAAACUGGAUUUGCGUUCACCCUUGAUGCGCAUGGGUGUGCUGGACAUUUUCCGCGCGGCAGCGAAUUUCACGGGCAUCGCGCAUAAUAAUUAUAUGCGAAUAGGGAAUAUAAUGCAAAACGCUAAGAUAGAAGUCGACGAAGAAGGGACGAUCGCUGCUGCAGUGACAGAACUCACAAUUAUACCUCUCAUGGGGAUGGGCCAGAAUUUCAUCGCGAACAGACCGUUUAUAUUUGCUAUCGUCGAUGUACCAACAGGUGAGACGCUCUUCGCCGGUCGUCUUAUGGAUCCUAUCAUGAGGAGCUCCAGCAGCACGUAGAAAUAAUCUUAGACAUAAGCUUAAUAUUCAUACACGGCAUAUUUUGCAUUUAAAGAGAUGCUUGCGAUACAAGAGAUUAUCAUUUAUGUAUAUAAUGCUGCUUUGUAAUACAAAUAAUAUUUGUACGGAUGUUUUUCAAUUACAA
Dinoponera quadriceps is the source of this 2789-nucleotide messenger RNA. RefSeq lists its product as uncharacterized. Lineage: Eukaryota; Metazoa; Arthropoda; Insecta; Hymenoptera; Formicidae. The coding region runs from base 122 to 2644 and encodes 840 amino acids. The transcript is spliced from 15 exons. The record is from RefSeq and is a predicted model, not a curated record. Gene Ontology annotation, molecular function: serine-type endopeptidase inhibitor activity.